GAAGAGAAGAAGACGAACAGAAGCAGUUAAGUUUUAAUUUAGAACUAGCAAGUUUUUUUCGGAAUGAGGCGUAUAAAGUAAUCCUCAUCCAUCUAACCAGACGUUUAAUUUUGGAAUAAAAUUAAAUACAAGAACAAUAAAUAGAACCGAAAUAAUUUAGAAUACCUAAAAAUUAUUUUAAAACACGGAGCAGAAAAAUGGACUUUUAAACAACUAAGUUAAUAUGCAUUUACAGUUACCGUGAUUUGAUAAUAACUAGACGUAUUAUAAAGUUGAAGAUAUAUACAAUGAACAUCAAUAUUUAUCACUAUAGAGGUUGAGGUGUAAUGUAUAUUUAUGAAUAACUGUUUAAAGUGCUAUGAAUAUGGCGUUAGGCCUAUAUGCUAGAUCCUGAAGGAAUAAAAUUCAAGAUGGCCGCUGUGUGGUAAGUUAAAAAAUGACGUACAUUGCUACGCCGAAAGUAUCUGGAUUCCAGUGAUAUUUUUGAUAUGUAGAUCAUCUUUUUUGAAUUCUAUGUGGAAGUGGAAUGAUAUGCCGAGCUCAGAAGAACUGAGAUCUCGGCCUGGAAUAAACAGAGAAUCACCGGGCUGUAGUGCCAAUAGAACGCACAGCUCUGGACAUAAUAGGAAAUCGAGGCAUAGUGUUCAAAGUGGACUACGCAGACAUAGGAAAUCUGCUCAUAAAGCUCACAAAAAGAAACAUGUGAAAGCAGAGAAGGAGAUUGCAAUUCCUGUGAAACCUCUUGUUGAAUAUGAUGAUGUAAGUUCAGACUCUUCUUUUUUUUCUGAUCAAAGAGACAGUUCUGUUGAGAAAAAAUCCUCUCCUGACAUACGAGAAAGCAGGGUUGAUAAAAAACGUAGUGCCGUGCAAGAUGUUUCGAUCAAGCCACAUAAAAAAAGACCAAAAGACAAGUAUCAUUCUGAAAGAAAGGAUCGUAACAGAGAUCGUGAAGAAAAGUUAGCUUCUAAUACAAGGAGCAGAAGCCAUUCCAGGAAACGAGGAAAGUCAGAUAGAGAUAAUAUUGGAAGAGAUCGUGCAUCUAGUAGUAGGGAUUCUGUACAUUUAAGUCACAUUCGUCAGUCAGAUCACAUUCAAGAUUAUGAAAGGACUAAAGAGAGAAAUAGGCAGAGGAAAAGGGUUCGAACCCCUGAAACUCCUCGUGCCUACAGAACUCGAACUCCAACCCCUGUUAAAAAUACUCAAAUGUGGGUUAAUAAAUCUAGACGACGAUCUCCAGACAGUCGUAACAGAUUCAAAUAUGUUUCGAAAAGUCCAAGCCCUUUCCCUAGGAACUUUAGUGCCUGGUCUAUGAGCAGAAGUCGAAGCAAAAGCCCAGUUGGGCGAAAUAGGAGAUUACGUUCACCUAGCCGCAGUUUUAGCCGCAGCCCAGCAAGGUGGAAGAAUCGUAAUCAGCGGUCAAUUUCUAGGACUAGUACUAAAUCUAGGUCACGUUCAAGUUCUCCUCACAGAAAACACUUGAAGAGGAGAAAAAGAAGUCCUAGUUUAUCAAAAUUUGCAUCAAGGAUAAUUUCAGAACUUUGCAAAGAUAGACGAGCUAAAAAAUUAAAACAUCGUGAAGCUCUGAUUAUUAGAAAAGAAACUGAUGUUAAAGAAACAGACAUAAAUCCAGAAAAUGGAACUGCUUGUGCUCCCAGCACUGUUGCAGAAUUAUCUGACAAUUCAUUAUCGUCUACUGCAUUCAAUUCUCAAGAACCUGUUCCUCCAACUGAACCUGAUUCACUUCCAGAUGAUUAUCAACAAUUGUUAGAAGAAACUAGUGUCUUAUCCAAUAGUCAGACUUCAGAUUCUACAGUUCUUCCUGUAAACCAAGAAAUAAAUAUUGAAACUAAGGAAACUCCAAAAGCUUCCAGGUCUCCUAUGGCAAUAUCUGAAGAGGAAAAGCAGCCUGUUCCUUCUAAAUCAGAAGGAAAGCCUCUUCCUCCUCCGUUACCAACUCUGCCACCUUUGCCUCUACCACCUGUUGGACCAGAAGAUGAAAACUUGGAUGAUGAGGAAGAUAUUGCUCUUUCACCACCACCUUCACCAGUUUUGGAGAAAAAACAGAGUACACCUCCCAAAAAAGGCAUUAAAGAUCUUCCACUGCCACCAGGUAUUAAAGAAGAAGAUAUCUUGUCUCCAGAAAUAGACCCUGACAAGUCUCCAAAUGAUUUGGAAAGUUCUGAACCAGCAGCCACUUUCCAGACAUCUCAUAAGCAAGUUAUAUUUAAAGGAUCCAUUGAACAUCCAGAAUGUAUUCCUCGACAUAAACGCCACUUAAAAAUUCUUAAUAAGGACAAUGACAACUGUGAUAGAUCACCCAGCUGGGGUGAAAGGUGUGUUGAUGUGUUCAACAUUAUUUGCCAGAUAGGUGAAGGCACGUAUGGACAAGUAUAUAAGGCUAAAGAUAAAGAUACAGGAGAACUUGUAGCAUUAAAAAAAGUCAGGCUUGAAAAUGAAAAAGAAGGCUUUCCGAUUACUGCUGUUCGAGAAAUAAAAAUUCUGAGGCAAUUAAAUCACCAAAGCAUCGUCAAUCUUAUGGAGAUAGUGACUGAUAAACAAGAUGCCUUAGAUUUUUGCAAAGACAAAGGGGCCUUUUAUCUUGUUUUUGAAUAUAUGGAUCAUGACCUCAUGGGAUUGCUAGAAUCUGGUUUGGUAGAAUUUUCAGAUAUCCACAUAGCAUCAUUUAUGAAGCAGCUGCUGGAUGGUUUGCGCUACUGUCAUCACAAAAAUUUUUUGCAUCGUGAUAUAAAAUGCUCUAAUAUACUUAUGAACAACAGAGGCCAAAUUAAACUAGCAGACUUUGGACUUGCUAGAUUGUACAAUGCUGAUGAUAAAACUAGACCUUAUACAAAUAAAGUUAUCACAUUAUGGUACAGGCCACCAGAAUUACUUCUAGGAGAAGAAAGAUAUGGACCUCCUAUUGACGUUUGGAGUUGUGGGUGCAUAUUAGGAGAGCUUUUCACGAAAAAGCCAAUAUUUCAAGCCAAUCAGGAAAUGGCUCAGCUUGAAGCUAUCAGUCGAAUUUGUGGGACCCCUUGUCCUGCAGUGUGGCCUAAAGUAAUCCAGUUACCACAUUGGCAUACCUUCAAACCAAAGAAGCAGUAUCGUCGUAGGUUAAGAGAAGAAUUUUCUUUCAUGCCGGGACCAGCUUUGGACCUUCUUGAUCAAAUGUUAGAGCUUGAUCCAGAUAAAAGAAUAACUGCUGAAAAUUCUUUAAAGUGUCAAUGGCUUAAAGAUAUUCACCCUGAAAAAAUGGAGCCUCCCGACCUUCCUCAUAAUCAAGAUUGCCAUGAAAUGUGGUCUAAAAGACGUCGCCGGCAAAUGAGGUUAGAGCAGGAAGCUGCAGCUGCUGCCUUGAACAACCCAGCUAUGCUUUCUCAAUCUGUAGAUGCUAUAUCUCUUUUAAAUACUUCAUUACUUUCUAAUAAUUCAAAAAUUCCAAAUUAUCCAGAUAAUCCUAUUCAGUCAAAUGUUUGGUCUGCUGAGCUUCAAAAUACAUGGAAUAAAAAGGAAAAGAAUGAUGAUAAGCUUGAGAUAGACAAAAAAGUGCUUGAACCUGCUUUGGCAGACCCCACGGUUACUCAACCAACAGCUGUUCGACAUCUUUUUCCUGAGGAUCAGAAGGUUUCAGAUCCUGUUGUUACGAGCCCUGGAGUACACUUACAGAGCAACUUGAAUAUGAUCACUGCAGCUUAUCAAAAACAUCAAGAACUAUCUUACACACAGUUGGCUGCACUUUUGAAUCUUAAAGUUGACCCAAAUAAUAAAGUUCUUCUUGAAAAUUUGAGUGCACAGCUUACAGCUGAGUCUGCUUUGCUUCAGAAAUUGCAAGAGACGAACAAAGAAAUCAUACCUGAUGCAUCUAAACCUCUUUCUGGCUCAACAAAAGAAAACCUAUCUGUUAAAUCAAGCUGCAACCCAGUAAUUGACAGUUUAACAUCUGAUGCUAACAAAAAACAGUUUAUUGAUCCAAUUUUGAGGAACUUGGAUCCUUCCAAUAAUUCCAAUAAAGCUGUAUCUCUGUCAGGUGUUAGAGAUGCAUUAGCUAAAGUACUUGCUCUUCAAGCCUUCCAAGGCACCUCCGCUUCAUCAGGUAUAAAUUUUCAGAGUAAAGCUGUAAAUAAUCCAGGCAUUAAAGUACCACCACAAAGUGGAAAUUUAAAACCAUUUAUUCCCGGACUUGAAACUGGGAGUGAGAAAAAAAUUCCUAGCCAGCAAACUGGAAAACCUGUUUUCAGUGCAAAAAAUUCAGGUGAAUAUCUAGCAUCUGAUACAGCUUCAAACAGUUGUGCAAGGAUGCUGGAUAGGCCACCUAAUUUUUCAAAUAGACCUGUCAUGUUAACUAAUGUUGCUUCUGGUAUGCCUGUGUCACAAGGGCAAUCUGAUGUACAGUUACAUCCUCUGAAACUGCACUUUCCUGGAGGAGCUCCUUUCCAAGGUCCAAUUUAAUGAAAGUUGUAAAUAAACAGAUUUUGAUUACAUAUUGUUAGAUAAUGAUUAUUUUUGCUUGGGGAAAGAUGAGGUUUACAGAUUGAUAUGAAUUUGUUCAGAUAUUUAAAAACUUUUUUUUAUACAUAUUGAAGGAAAAUUAAAGAUAAUAUAUCCGCAAUGUCCAAUUAAUUUGUUGCAUAAAAUUAAAAUAGCAGCAUAAUUAGUUAAUCAUAUCAUUCUGAAAAAGAAGGCAGCCUUCAUGAAAAUAAUGUAAUCCAAAAUUGGUUUUGCACUUCCAAUUAUAUCAAUAUGGUUUUCAUGUUAAAUGCUUGAUAAAAUCAUUCUUUAGACUGUUAAUUAUUUUCAUGUUUUUCCUUUUAAGUAAAGCUUAUCUUGCUUUCUGA
Molecule: messenger RNA, 4835 nt
Organism: Stegodyphus dumicola
Lineage: Eukaryota; Metazoa; Arthropoda; Arachnida; Araneae; Eresidae
Gene: Cdk12
Product: Cyclin-dependent kinase 12
Biological process (GO): protein phosphorylation; positive regulation of transcription elongation by RNA polymerase II
Cellular component (GO): nucleus; cyclin/CDK positive transcription elongation factor complex
Molecular function (GO): cyclin binding; ATP binding; RNA polymerase II CTD heptapeptide repeat kinase activity
Source: RefSeq, a predicted model, not a curated record